Trichobilharzia szidati is the source of this 750-nucleotide messenger RNA. The record is from the annotation of a GenBank genome assembly. NCBI's taxonomy places the organism in Eukaryota, Metazoa, Platyhelminthes, Trematoda, Strigeidida, Schistosomatidae.
UAUAUAUAUAUAUAUACUCAUUUGCAUCCUUUAAUAGAAUUAAGCUGUUUUCAGGGUAUCUCUCGAAUUUCUGAUCUGACCAAGUGGCAAUAACAGCAGCGAAAUCAUGGAACCCUUCAUCGCUACAUUCAGUGCAAUCGACAAAAGCAGAAGUAAUGUGAUUACAAUUGAUCAACUAAGAACUUACGUCAAAGAAAAUCAUUUAGAUAGAGAGAUGAUUCCGAAAUGGCAAAAUUUGUUCGAUCCUAUGGGAACUGGAAAGAUUACCUUUCAAAAAUUCUGUGAUGUCCUUGGAAUCAAACCGGAAAGAAUUCAAUCUGUGAGUAUGCGACCGGCCAAUGCAAAUUUACCUCCGGCUGGAGUUCGUCCAGAAAUCUUAAUAAUUAUGCAAGAAUUACCAUUGGCAGAUCAAAUCAAAAUAUCUGAAGAAGCUUAUAGACUUGCUCAGCCGAAAGAUAAAUUCAUUGAAAAAGAUGUUUCAGAAAAGCUUAAAAAAUGGCUUGAUGCUACAUACGGUCGUCAUUGGCAUGUAACUCUUGUCAAAGGUUCAUACUGGACAACGUAUACGCAUACACCGAAUUGGUCAUUUCAUUUCAAAAUCGAUCAACAUUCAUUCAUUAUAUAUCGUACACAAGAAUAGAUUAGUGCUUAACUAAGAUGGAAUAGUUUUUAGUAACUCAUUAUAUUUUUAUAUAUCAGAAUUAAAUCCAUUGUCAAUUACUUAUUCCACAAGAUAAAUACAGCUGUCUU